Molecule: messenger RNA, 5292 nt
Organism: Malaclemys terrapin pileata
Lineage: Eukaryota; Metazoa; Chordata; Testudines; Emydidae
Gene: PRKAR2A
Product: protein kinase cAMP-dependent type II regulatory subunit alpha
Exons: 11
Coding region: 108-1310 (400 amino acids)
Biological process (GO): regulation of protein phosphorylation
Cellular component (GO): cAMP-dependent protein kinase complex
Molecular function (GO): cAMP-dependent protein kinase regulator activity
Source: RefSeq, a predicted model, not a curated record
GGAGCGGCUUGUGUGACAGCGGCGGCGGGAGUCAGCGAGCGCCCUGAGGAGGGAGGCCCCGAGCCCGCCGGAACCAGCCGGGGCAGGCGGCCCCAGUCUCCGGCACGAUGAGUAUCGAGAUCCCGCCGGGCCUGACCGAGCUGCUGCAGGGCUACACGGUGGAGGUGCUGCGGCACCGGCCGCCCGACCUGCUGGGCUUCGCCGCCGACUACUUCACCCGCCUGCGGGAUGCCCGCGACCAGGAGGCCGCCGCCGGGGCCCGCAAGGGGGUCAACUUCGACGGGGAGCCCAUGCAGACCGAGUCCAACGGCGAGGAGGAGCCCGGGCGGGACGACGAGGACUCCGACUCCGACUUCGAGCCUCCAGUUAUUAACAGAUUUAACAGAAGAGUAUCAGUUUGUGCUGAAGCCUUCAACCCAGAUGAGGAAGAGGAAGAUACAGAACCAAGGGUAGUUCAUCCAAAAACAGAUGAGCAGAGAUGUAGACUGCAAGAAGCAUGCAAAGAUAUACUCCUCUUCAAAAACCUAGAUCAGGAGCAGCUGUCUCAGGUUCUCGACGCCAUGUUUGAGAGGAAAGUUAAACCUCAGGAACAUGUCAUUGACCAAGGAGAUGAUGGAGACAACUUUUAUGUCGUUGAGAGGGGAUUGUAUGACAUUUUUGUAACGAGAGACAGCCAGCCUCGUUGUGUCGGCCGUUAUGACAAUCACGGCAGUUUUGGGGAACUGGCCUUGAUGUACAACACUCCUAGAGCUGCUACCAUUGUUGCCACAACAGAAGGAGCCCUUUGGGGACUGGAUCGAGUGACAUUCAGAAGAAUUAUAUUGAAAAACAAUGCGAAGAAGAGGAAGACAUUUGAAUUAUUUAUUGAGUCUGUGCCCCUUCUUAAAUCACUGGAGGUUUCAGAGCGAAUGAAGAUAGUUGAUGUAAUAGGGGAGAAGGUGUAUCGAGAUGGGGAGCGAAUCAUUUCUCAGGGUGAUAAAGCAGACAGCUUUUACAUUGUAGAGUCUGGUGAAGUAAAAAUCUUGAUUAAAAGCAAGACUAUGACAAGUAAGGAUGCUAACCAGGAAGUGGAGAUUGCCCGGUGUCACAAAGGACAGUAUUUUGGAGAGCUUGCACUUGUUACCAACAAACCCAGAGCAGCCUCUGCCUAUGCUGUUGGGGAUGUCAAGUGUUUAGUCAUGGAUGUGCAAGCAUUCGAGAGGCUGCUUGGCCCCUGCAUGGACAUUAUGAAGAGGAAUAUAACACAUUAUGAGGAGCAGCUGGUGGCAAUGUUUGGUUCAAGCAUGGACCUGUUGGAUCCAGGGAAUUAGGCACAGGGUAUCUUAGUGCCUUCUCAGUUCAAGACACAGAAAAGCCUCCUAUCAGCAACACAACACAACACAUAAGGAAAAAUGGACACUACAGAACAGUUACUGCUGCUGUCUUCUUGGGCAUUUUAGAAAUAAAUAAAUAAGUCUCAGCACAGAUGGAUGGGGAGAGGCUCACUCCAUGCCUCCACUUUGCUGCUGAAAUUUCAUUAUUAGGCUUAGUUUAAAGAUGAUUCUAACCCUUCUCUCACUUGUUUGGCUCAGAAUGGCAUGUCUCUCCAACCAUUUAAGUGCCUGAUGCGAAACCCAAAGUGUAAAAGAUACAGAACCUUCUUUUUCUUUCUCAUUUUAUUGUUGUGGUAAAUCUUCAGAGCAGAUCUGUAAUGGCAGGCUGCUUAUCUCCCCCCAGGGAGCUGCCUUCUCUUUACAGUCUCUUAAUAUCUUCCUUUGACACUUCCUUUACAUAAUGUCAAAAAUUUAAUUGUAGCAUUUGGGUUUGACGUCGAAUAUAUCAAGGGGACUUGAAAUUAUCAGAGCCAUUGAGUAAGUUGGCAUUGAGGUGUUCCUGCCAUCUGCUGAAAGCUUCAGGUACUGCAGUUCUGUAAUAAAACUAUAAACAAACCUGGGGGCACAAGAAAUAACUGCUCAAUACUGAAAUGCAGAAAAUGAAGAAUGAUUGAUUGACUUCUGAACAUUUUCUGAGCAGUAAAGAGAAUUGUUUUAGUUCUUUAUGCUACCAAACAUAUGCAGAGAGUUUGAUAGUGGUCCAACAGCUCCAGUGGCCUGAAGGUGCCAUAGCUGUAUCAUCCCCAUCUCCAUUUCUUAAAGUGGGCAGAUUUUACUGCUGAGAUGUUGCAGCACAUGACCCUCUCCUGCUUUUAGAGAUAUCCUUUAUACUGCUAGAUUUCACAGGGCAUUGCUGUUGUCUGGAUCAGUUUUAAAACUCUCUUUUUAAGGAGGUUAAUUUUUUGUAAUUUAAAGGAACAAUAUUUAUGUACUUAAGCAGCUCCCCCCAAUUCUAAUAUUUUGUAAUAUUCUUUAACUUGAUUGGACACUUAGAUACUUCCAAAUGCCAAGUCUGUUUGUUAAAUCUUUCAGAAAUUAGCAACAUUUGACUUCAUGAAGCAAAUGCCUUUGCUAACUAGGCAGUUGGUGUGUUUGGAGUGGUCUUUUGAUUUAGGUAACAAUUCAGUUAAAGAUAUUUAUCUGUCAAAUCUGCAGCAUUUAUUAGGGAGACUUCUAUUUCUAUAGAUCUAUUGACCUUAAGGCACAUCCUGAUGAGAUUUUAUCAGAGUAUUAUCUAAAUGAGACUCAGACCUUCAGGGGGACCCUUUUUAUGGUAUAAAAUAAAAUAUUUAUAUAAAGAAAAGGCAUUGAAUUUGUAGGUAAUAAGUCUAGUGGUCCCCUUUCCAUUUUCAGUCUUCUAAAUUUAUGUGAAACUUACCUACAUGUUUCUGGGAUGGUGAAAUUUUAAUUGCAGACUCUGGGUGGAACUGAACCCACUAUUUAGUUUUUUAUGACCACCUGAACAAGGGGAGAGAAUACUACAACUCUGAAGUCCUGCUUGUUAGCACACUAGAAAUCUGCUCUUUUUAACAAGUGGAAGGUGAAGAACUACAACAUGGAGUUGGCUUCUAGCCCAUAAUAUUUUCCUCACUCCUCCCAGCUCCUGCACUGUUCUGUAAAGUGGGAUCCGUAUCAGGUUGAGGCUGUACUGAUGUUGUCUAGUUACAGUAGAUUGCAUUACGCUUUCAGAUGAUGGACUGAUUUGUAAUGAAUACCACUGAACAAGGUGUGCCACACUCUUAUCUAGUUGCUCUUGUAACUGCCUCCAUUCUUAGCACAGUGCGUUUUCCCUGCUUUACUGUACAGGUUCAGUUCUGCAAGGCUAAAAAAGCAGCAGGAACUGGAAUUUCAUUCAUGCUUCUGAGGUUUAACACUAAAAACACUCAUAAGCUUUCUUUGUAAUUGUGGAAUUUAAAAAAAAAAGAACAGUUGGCAAGUCCUCACGCUGAUAACUGAGAGAUUAAAUUCAAAAGUAGACUCAGGCUCCCAGGCCAGGCCAGCUGUGGAUUGUCCAGGCAAUCCAGACACAAGCUGGUCUCCAAAUCCAUCUGAGUUUCCAUACAGCUUAAGCUGUCACAUGAACCAAAGAGGAUCUCUCUGAAUAAAUAUCCUCAACCAGCUUUGGUCCUUCCCAUACGAACACUUCCUCAGAUGCCCCUCCCUUGUAUCCACUGGAGUGCAGCACGUUUGGCUACAUUACAAUGUUCAGUUCUCUGCAUUAUAGGUCUCGGUGCCUCAGAAUAUGCAAACCUUGUAAACGGUACUGAAGCCUGGCCAAAAGGAAGCAAAGUCUACUGGGUACCCUUGUUAGGGCCUUAAGGAACUUCUGAAUGGAAGGAUUUUAAUGGAUUUAGAAGGCAGAGGGAAGGAACAUGAGGCCAUGGACUCAGAAAGCUAGAGGUCCCAGAUGAGGGAGAACAGAUUUACAAACUUCUACCCAGCUCUGUGCUCCUUGAACGCAGCACGGUGGCAUUAUCACACACAGAGCCGUGUGACACCCAAUGUCCGAUGGGACACUCUGGUAUGAUGCAAGUGUGCAAUUGAACUUUGAGCAGAGAGAAUGAACCUCAGGGGGCCAUCAGUUUAAAGUCCAUCAUUUGGGAUUUGCCUGGCUGGUCUGGAUUGUUCUAACCAAUUUGCUUUGUAGUCUUCUGAGGAGUGGGGAUAGGGAGAGGUGACCUAUUGAAUGUUACUCAAUAGCACCAUUGUCCUUUAUUCAUACUCUGGCUGGCUAGCCAAAGUCAGAGUGCUUGAAAGUAGCGAGAGAGAACUGACUGAGAGACAUCGACCAAUGGUGAUUCAGCUGCAUCACCACAUCCCUGUCUUACUCUCCAGCCACUUUUGUUUUAAUGUCUCUAAUGGAUGUGUGAGUUUCUCUGGUGGCAUGGCUCUGUGUUUAGUAAAUCUGCCGUGGAUUCUCAGCAACUGGUAGUGGAGAGAGCUCUAGUUUAAUAAGAGAACUCAGCAGCAAAGUGGGUAAGAGGAUGGUGACCUUGAGAUUUGGAGAAAUAUCUGUCUUAUUUCUGAUUCUCUGCUUGUGAUUGUUGUGAAGUCAGUGAGAGGAGCUUUCAGUGGUCAAGUGUCCUGGCAUAUGGUAUUUCUGGUUAACGUCACAGCACAGGUUUCACAAUGUACAAAAAAAAGCUGUCUCUUUUUAAAAAAACAAAAACAAAGUGCAGUUUUGCACAGAGGAAAAAAAAAAACCCCUUUGAAUGUCACUUUCCAUUCUCUUUCGUUUUCAGUUAGCUGAUGUUGGGACUCUGGUUCUUGACAUGUAUUUGUAAACCAGUCUUGCCAAAAUACAAAUGUUUUGGGUUUUUUCACUCCAGCUACCUUUUGUUGUUAUUACAGUUACUUCUGUUUUCAGUCACUUCAACCAUAUGCUUUAUUUCAAGAGGCCUUCCUUGUAAUUUCUCUCUUUACAGGCUAUAGUGUUAUAUCAGUAUUUAAAGAUGCAAAAGAAAACCACUAGCUUCAUAAGAGAAUUACUGAAAUCCACUUAGCCUGGCUGGAGCUAAAGAUGUGCUACCAAUAUUUUCCUCCUCUCAGAAGAAAAAAAAAAAAAAAAAAAAAAGAAUUCUGCAUAAAGAUGCUACCUCAAGGCUCCAAGUGCUUUAAAGGUCUUUCACCUGGGAGAAUUCCAUAAGUCAGUUUUGCAAAUUGGUCUGUUGCAUUGAGUUAAAUGUUUUUUAUUGAUUGAUUCAUUGGGAGACCCAUAUUUUAUUAACUCAUUUUACAACUAGUAUUUGAUUCUCAAAGGAUGAGUGAUUACAGAGAGAUUGAUUCUUGCACUAUCAUGUUGACAGUGGGGGAAAAAAAUACCUGCCAUAUAAGCUUAUGGUUUAAAAACAUUCUGGGGUUCAGCUUCACUUUUGGUUAAUAAAAUGCUGACAUGUCGUGUCCAGCCUUCCUGGUACAA